AUGGCGUUUGAACAGACCCAAGAGGGUUCUGAUGACUGGGCAACGCAUGCUUGCAAUCUCUCGGGAUACCUCCUGACCUUGUACGAGAGAACUGGAGAACAACUGGAUCUCGACACAGCAAUUGCAUUGGCUAAAGGUUCAGUGGACGCGACACCAACAGGCAAUGCCCUGAGACACAUACGUCUCGGAAACUUGUCAGCAUGUUUGAUUGCUCGUUUCGAUAGCACAGGCGCCUUCGAGGAUCUAGAGGAAUGUGUCAAGAUGGGCAACGAGGCUAAGGAAGCUACCCCCAAAGAACACGUCGAAUGGCCAGCGCGACUGCACGACUUGGGGGCCAUUCUGCAAAGAAGAUACCAGAUGACGCAAGAUCUCGAAGAUCUCGAUGAGGCUAUUGGCUUGACCCAGCAGGCACUGUUUGCCCUGGGGCCAAGCCACCCACAACAGGCCGAUACCAUGUCUCUGAUCGCAUUGUUCUUUGCAAAGAGAUACGGGGAGACAGAGUCACCUGAAGAUCUCCAGCGAACAGAGUUCUUCUACAGAGCUGCGGUGUUUCAGACGCAAUCGCUAGUGGUGACACGCAUAGAGGCUGGUGUGAAACUAAUCUCAGUAUGCAUGGUCCAGCAAAACAUGGAACAAGCUUACGAGGACGCCAAGUACGUGGUGGAUCUCAUUCCGCAAAUGGCUGUGCGAUCACUCGAGAGUUCCGACAAACAGGAUCUUUUACUUAAAAUAGGUGGGAUAUCAUCUGAGACGGCUGGUCUAGCACUCCAUCUUGGCGAAGAUCCAUCGGUGGCAUUGAGUCUUUUAGAGAAGGGUCGCGGCAUGUUUGCUUUGUCUUUGGAUGAGAUGCGUGCCGAUAUCAAGUCCUUGGAAGAGCAGUGCCCUGAUCUAGCAAGCAAGUUCAUUACUCUGCGUGAACAGCUAUCUUCCCCUUCUACUUCUAGAAGGACAUUGGAUACCGAGGAUCCUGAAUGGAAUGUUGACGAGAGUCGGCGUCACGAGGCAGGCGACGAGUUUGAAAGCUUGCUUGCGGGGAUUCGCCAGCAAUCAGGCUUUGAGACCUUUCUAUUACCUCCCUCGGAAUCCGAGAUCAAAUUAGCAGCAGACAGUGGUUCUAUCAUCAUAAUCAACACCAGCAUGCUGCGUUGCGAUGCGAUUUUGGUUGAGAGUCAUCAGAUCACAUCUGUGCCUCUGACUGACUUCAACCGCCGUGAGAUGAUUGAAUAUGUCAAAAACGGCACAUUCAGAAGUGAUGAGGCCCUUGAAUGGCUGUGGGACUGCGUCGCAAGUCCUGUAUUGAACGCGUUGGGAUUUGACAAACCCCCUUCUGAGAGAGACUGGCCUCAUGUUUGGUGGAUCAUGACAGGACUUCUGAAUAAGUUCCCCAUUCACGCUGCUGGGUAUCACUUAAAAGGCUCCUCCGAAACGGUCAUUGAUAGAGUCAUCUCGUCAUAUCAUAGCUCCAUACGGUCAAUCAUACACGGCAGGAAGAGACCUAUAUCCGCUGCGACCCAGACAAAUGCACUGCUCGUCGCAAUGGAAGCCACCCCUGGUAGCUCAAAACUGCCCUUCGCAACCAGAGAAAUAGCAGCUAUCCGUGGCAUAUGCAAGUUAAUGUUGGUCGAGCCAAAUGAGCCUGAAUUAAAGAGGGAUAAUAUUCUGUCAAGCUUGCUUGAAUGCGGGAUAUUUUACUUCGCAGGCCAUGCCCGUACAGAUCCCGAGGAUCCAAUCGGAAGCUAUCUCUGUCUAGACAAAGAAAGAGAGAAGUGCUUGACCGUGUUGGACCUAUUAGACAUAAACCUACAGAGUAACUCCCCUUUUCUUGCCUAUCUCUCCGCCUGUGGCACUGGCCGCAUCGAUCAUAAUGACCCGGCGGACGAAGGAAUCCACCUCAUAAAUGGGUUUCACACAGCUGGUUUUCGCCAUGUCAUCGGGACUUUAUGGGAGGUCAAAGAUGAGAUCUGUGUAGAUAUGGCUAGGAUUACAUAUGAAGGAAUGAUGCAGAAUGGCAUGACGGAUGAAGCAGUCUCUCGUGGACUCCAUGAAGCUUCCAGAGAGCUUCGAGAUCGUUGUUUGACAAUGGCCAGGACUGAUCACCGGACAAUUGGAAGUUUACAGGUAGGAGCAGGUGAAAAUAAGAGAGGCGAUGGAGAGGAACUUGAAGGGAGAGGUCUUGGCGGGUUCUCGAGGGAUAUUGUAACUUGCGACGAGGAGCCUGUUAAUCCGCCAUGGAUUCCCUAUAUUCACUAUGGGAUUUGA
Messenger RNA from Fusarium odoratissimum NRRL 54006, 2259 nucleotides. RefSeq lists its product as uncharacterized. The transcript has a single exon. NCBI's taxonomy places the organism in Eukaryota, Fungi, Ascomycota, Sordariomycetes, Hypocreales, Nectriaceae. The record is from RefSeq and is a predicted model, not a curated record. The coding region runs from base 1 to 2259 and encodes 752 amino acids. Gene Ontology annotation, molecular function: protein binding.